This is a messenger RNA of Rotaria sp. Silwood2, 1950 nucleotides long. NCBI's taxonomy places the organism in Eukaryota, Metazoa, Rotifera, Eurotatoria, Philodinida, Philodinidae. The record is from the annotation of a GenBank genome assembly.
AUGAUUCAUGCAGGUACACGAUUGAUUAAAAACGACUUCAUUUUUAUUACGGUUGAUACGAACGAUCAACGACAAUCUUUUUUAUCACCCUUAUCCGGUACAGUUACUAAAUUGUAUGUUCAUGAACUAGAUAUUCUCUCCUAUGGUUCAAUCAUCCUUGAAUAUGAAGAAUGUCGGCAUACGAUCACUUUUAAAAAUCUUUGUAGUGAUUGUGGUAUCGAUUUAAAUCAAUUGAAAAAUGUUUUACCAGCAUCGAUAUGUACAAAAUCUGUCAUAUCAAUGGAACCUUCAUUUCCAACAGUAAAAGUCACUGCAGAAGAAGCUUUGAAGUAUGACGAUGAAGAGCGCAAUCAUCUUCUUCGUAAACGUAAACUUCAUUUAUUGGUUGAUCUUGAUCAAACUCUGGUUCAUACGACAAAUUCUAGGAAUCCCUAUCUGUCGUCACCAGAUGUGAUUGCCUAUCAACUAAACACUGCAAUAGCACAAACAUUCUAUACGAAAUUACGUCCAGGUGUUCAAGAAUUUCUCACGAAUCUUCGAUCAUUCUAUCAAUUUCAUAUAGUUACUUUUGGUGAUCGACCGUAUGCACAUACUAUAGCUAAACUAAUCGAUUCGAAUGGAACAUUUUUUUCUCAUCGAAUCUUAUCACGCAAUGAAUGUCACAGUUUGACAGACAAAACAGCCAAUUUGAGUAGUCUCUUUCCUUGCAGUGAUGCGUUGGUCUGUAUUAUAGACGAUCGUCAAGAUAUCUGGAAUUACGCUCCAAACCUGGUUCAUGUCAAACCGUAUAUGUGGUUCAAAGAUGUUGGUGAUAUCAAUGCUAUCCAUUUUUCAUCAUUAUCAAUCUCUCAUACACAAAUGCUUCCACCAAUUAAUGAACAAAUCGAGACUAGCGAAGAAAGAGGUCAACCAGGUGAAAAACGCAAAUUCGAUAGCAAGAACGAUCAUUUAAAUAAAAGAGUAACAGAACACAACAAUUCCAAUGUAAUUGUGGAUAGUGAUAUCUAUUUACGCCAACUAGAAAUUAUAUUAAAACGCAUCCAUACGGUAUUCUAUACGACUUAUGAUCAAUGGACUCAAAACAAACGUGGGAAUAUGCCAACUUUGAAGCAAAUUAUGCCUGAUAUUCGUCGACAAGUGCUCAAUUCUGUCUCUCUGUGCUUCUCUCGUUUAAUUCCAAAAGACUAUCCAAUGGAAAAACAUCGUGCAACAAUUAUGGCUAAAAUGAUGGGAGCAACAGUCACUCAUGAUCUUCAAUUUGAUCGCAAUGGCACCAUUCGAACGACACAUGUCAUUGCUGGAAAACAAACGGUGAAAGUCAAUCAAGCUCUGCAAAACAAUAUAAAAGUUGUCACACCUGAAUGGUUAAUUGAUUGUUAUGAACAAUGGGAAAAGAAACCGGAAGAAAACUAUAUCCUUAUGCCAGAUUAUGAUGUUCGAAAAUCAAGAUUAUUCACAGAGGAAAUGCCUCGAGUGUCUAAACGACGUUAUUGUGAUAUGCAACAAGAAAUCUUUGUCGUCACUCGACCAUCGCUUUGGAAUGAACAGAUAAUAACUGAUCAAAAACAGUCUCAAACACAUAGUAGUAGCCUUUCAGAUAAGAUUCCACUGGAGCAUUCAUCUGACCAGUGUAACUUUAGUAUGAGCGCUGACGAAUAUUUUAAUGUGGAAACACAAGUGAAUGAAUUAUACAUUGAGGAUGCUGACGAUUCUAAUGACACACAUCCACGAACAUCGAAACGACAACGCACAGCGACACCUGCAAAGACUUUCGAUAAGAAUACGGACGAUAAUGAUGAGGAUGACGGUUUUGACUCGGAUUCAUCGAGUAUGCAGGAAUUGCACGAUUUGAUUUUUAGCAAGAACAAUGACAAUAGUUCAGAUGAAGAAAGUCUCGGUGAUGAUGAUGUACCUCGAGGUUGGAAAAUGGUCUACAGACAAAAAUACUAA